Molecule: messenger RNA, 4880 nt
Organism: Spea bombifrons (plains spadefoot toad)
Lineage: Eukaryota; Metazoa; Chordata; Amphibia; Anura; Pelobatidae
Product: spectrin beta chain, non-erythrocytic 5-like
Exons: 24
Coding region: 186-4880 (1564 amino acids)
Biological process (GO): actin cytoskeleton organization; muscle cell development
Cellular component (GO): plasma membrane; cell projection; cell junction
Molecular function (GO): actin filament binding
Source: RefSeq, a predicted model, not a curated record
GCGAGAUCCAGCCCAGAGACACAAAGACAGUCCUGGCACUGGAGCCGAGACAGCGAAAGACAGAGACAGACAGACAACCCCAGCUGUUCCGGAAUAACAGAGACAGAGAGAGAAACUCAGCAUGGACUCAGCGAACGUCUACUGCACAGAGACUGCAAGGUGAGCGCCACGGGAGUGAAGCCACGAUGUCGCAGAGCGUGAUCAGGAAGGCUCAGCCCUUCACCAUUGGAACCAGACUGUCUCUGCCCAAAUGCCCCGAAUUUGCCCCCGGUGGCCCCGGAGCCGCGGACAGCUGCCCUCCGCCCCUCAAUGAACGUGUUUCUCAGUACUUGGCCCACGCUCGCCCACCGCCCCGUGGCUUCUCUCCUCACAGACGGACCCUGCGCCCUGACAGCCCCACGGAGGGUAUUACUGAAGACCACGGGCUGGGCCAGGCGUGUCUCGCACGCGCCAUCAAAAAGAUUACCCUGUCCGUGCCCGGUGACCGGGGAGGAAAAGCGGACCCCGGGGUCUUGGCCCUAAAAUCUCAGGGGAACUUCAAUAAUAACAAUAGUCGGCCCUUGCGGGAUGCCGUGGCACGUAACUGGGUGCCGUGUAUCAGCGCACCACCACGGAGCUGGGCGCCGGGGAUCGGCGGACCACCAGGUAACCGGGUGCCGGGAGACGCGGUCCAGGUUAUCAGCGCCCCCCCCGGUAAUCGAGGAGUGGGAGAUGUUAAUUCGGAAAGUGGAGCGGAGCCCCCAACUCCCACCAAUCGAGCCACGGAUCUGGGCUCAUCCCCUGAAGCCUGGCGGAGGGAUCGCGUUGGGACGCCCGGCUCCGACGCCGAUGGAAGAAGACGGCCUUCCGCGGAGAAUCCCCAGAUCGCGCAGCUCAGCCGGGAUAUAACGCAGGCCGAGUCCUGGAUCCGCGGGAAGCUCCGCAGCCUGAAGGACCGCUGUGACGCGGGGCCCCCCCAGGACUGGGAGCCGGGGCCGCACCCCAUACACUCGGAAAUCAAGGGCUUCGAGCCCACCGUAAUGAAACUCAACCAGAUUGGAGAACAUCUCUCGCGGAGCCAGACCCCUAGCACCGCGGCCCUGCGCGCCCAGCUCCAGUCACUCACCGGCCAAUGGCAGCUGCUGAAACAAACUGCAGCCAAUCAGAGCAACGCAAUGGGUGGAGCUAAGGUCCUGCAGGAAUUUAAUAAGAAGGCGGAUGAGCUGGAGAUAUGGAUGAGAGAGAAGGAAGAGAAGCCGUCGCUCCCGCUCCUUCUGGAUGAAAACCUGGACAAGAUGCGAUUAACGCGGCAAAUCCUGGACCUGAAGCAGGAACAGCUCCGUUACCGGAACCUCCAGGAGGACAUCAACAGUUUGGCCCAAAAGCUGGAGAAACAAGGAAGGGUGGAGAGCAGAGGACCGUCCACCCGGCGCAAGCAGCUCAACAAGAUGUGGCUCCGGCUCCAGGACUCGCUGGAGGAGCAUCAGAAAGGUCUGCAGCUGGCACUGGAGGCGGCAACGUUGUGGCAGCAAAUGGACACCAUCCUCAAAGCCAUGGACGAGAAGAGACAUUCUGUUGCUGUGAGGAAUGAAGGCGACUCCGAGGGACGCGGAGAUCAAGAGAUGAGAGACAUUGCCAGCCAAAUCCUGCUGCUGGAUAUCACCGUGUCCCAGAUUUCCGGACUCCAUUCUUCCCUGGCGUCCCGAGCGGCUCAGAAGCAGCGCCAGGUGAAAGAGAGCUGGGCCCAGCUCCAGCACGCACUCAGGCGAGACAAGUCGAUGAGACCGACCUCCGCAUUCACCAGAGAACCGAGUGACCCUGUGACCCCGAGCGCUGUGGGAAACCAGGCCACAGAGACGCCGGGAGACGGCAAGAAGAGAGCGGCAGCGAGCUCCCCGAAACCCAGGACUGGAGACGAGGUCAUCGCCUUACAUCAUAACGACCAGACGAGGAGGCAGACGUCGCUGGCGGACAGAGGGAGGCAGAUCGGAGGCUCCGAGUAUAAUGUGCCGAAUCGGCCCCUCUCUGAGAGCUCGGGGGUCAAUCAGCUGAUGAAAGAUUUGAGCUCCACCGAGCAGUGGCUGCAGGACCUUGAAGUCCUCCUUUCAGAGCCGGCAGCCAUGCGCAGCCCGGAGGUCAUCCGCAGGAACCUGCGCGAAGUGUCCAUCUUGGAAAGAGAGGUGAAAUCCCGUGGUCAGGUUCUGCAUGGGAUGGAUUCUAAAGCGAGACAACCAGGAGCCCCGGAGUGGAGGCUAAGUGAGGAGACGAGAGGGAAGAUGCAGGAGGUGAAGGAGAGAAUUCAGAUGGUCUUGGAUGCCCUGCGGAGACGGGCCUCUGACCUGAGGGACACGUUGGUACUUUCUGAAUUCAUGAAGAUCGUACAGAUGGAGGAGGAGAGGAGAAGCAGAGAGAUGUCUAGGAGCGGAGGAGCCGUCAGAGAGGGGCCCUGUGACCUGGGGACGGAGAGCCAACGCAGAGAGGUCUUCACCCCGCUGGAGGAGCUCCAGGAAGCUGUGGAGAUGCUGAAUGACGCAGCCAAGGAGCGGGAGAGGACAGUGGCCAUUACCAAAGAAACUGAGAACCUGGAGAUCAAGCUAUCGGAGCUGUCCCAGCGGAUCUGCGCCGCUCAGACCUGGCUGGAUGACAUACGGCGGCAGACGGAGGUCGCCGAGCGGGACUUCGCUCUGGUGAAGAGUCAGACAGACCUGAAAGACCUGCAGGAACUUUUCAUUCUUCAGCAGGAGCUCGAGGCCCACGUACUCGGCUCUCUCCGCCUGGACGUCAGGAGGCUGGAGGACCAGCAGCACCGCCUGCGCGACCUGUGCCCACAGAGGAGCCACGAAGUGGCCAGGAGUAUCAGGGAAGCCCUCCAGGCCUGGGCCCAGCUGCAGGAGAAGGUCCAGGAGACGAAAGCCCAACUGGAGAAGACAGAUGAGCUCCGCCGGUUCUUUCUGAGUUACCUGGAGAUGAUAUCGUGGACAGAAGACACGAGAGCGCAGAUCUUCUCGGAGAGCCCCUGCCAGCGACCGGCCGGGUCCCGCGGCGAGGAGCUGGAGAGGAGAAUCGAGGGGAAGCUGAAAGAGUUCGAGUCGCUGGCGAGUAUCGGGUGGAAGUUUAUCGGAGAGGAGCAUUUCCUCACGCAGACGAUAAAGGAGCGCAUGGAGGAGCUGCAGGGCAUGCUGAGCUGGGUGCUGAUGCGGUGGCGCUGUCAAAAGCAGCAGAGGAUCAUGGGAAACAAAAUGGAAAAAAAGAGGCCAAAGGAGGUCCUGGAGCCCCGCCACGAGCUCAAGGAUCUGCCCUCCGGGGAAGUUCACCAGGCGAGCGGCAUCCCAGCAGAGAGCGCAGACGGCGAGUCUCCCCGGCCCCGGGGGCCGACGCUCCGCCGGUACAGCAGGAAGGCUCACAGCCCCAUGUCGUUACACAGUGCCGGCAAUGAGGUGGACAUCCAGCAGGGGCCAGAGCCGCAGGAACAAAAGACUUUGGAGGGGCCCGUGUGGCUCCAACCCAAACAGAUGCCCCUGAGAGCUGAGCGAGGAGCGGAGGACGAAGCCUUCUGCGCGCCACCUCUCCCCAGACACCCCGCCACGUUUUGGAGACGCUGUCAGGGGCUGUUGGGGAGCACGUUCUCUAGCUUAACGAGAAAGAAAAGGGUCUCCUUCCCCGCCGCCGACGAGGUAAGCGCGUGUUUGCAUGUGAAGCCCCCGGGACAAAGCGCAUGCCACAGUCUGACCGCGCCACGGCCUUCUAAACAAUCCCGGGUCCUGGACCAGUACUCUCCGCAGUGCGCCCCGGUUACCGGGGACCCCACAAUCUCCUCCACCAAAAUCCGAUCCCACUUGCUUUUCAGCGGCCCCAACAGGAAGCAGAAGGCGCGUUGGCGCACCGUGCAAGGGAUCAUGGGAGCGAGUUCAGGCGAAGUUACCCGCCGUCCUGAGGAAGCCAGUCCGUACCAAACCCUCACCUGGCCACCAAAGCAGAAGAAGGUCCCAGCCGCGGGAGAAGGUCCGGCGUUCCCUCCGGCUAAAGAUAUCGACUCCCAAUGCGAGACGUUCGGGUCCGACGCCGUAAGAAAGCGCCUUCAUUUCGGAGUCUCUUCAAGCCGUAGACGCCUCACCUUGGGUUCUGUUUUGAGUCUUCAGAUCCAGGAAGAAGGUGGCUUUCUGGGCAAUGUGCAAGAGACAGCCACGGAGAGCGCUAAGGAAUCAGGUGAUGAGACCGUUCCCGUUAGUGUCUCUGACAACUCAAUGAACAACAGAGAGCCCCGUGAAAGCGGCCUGAUGUCCAGCACGGGCUCGGAUCCGUCGGCCGGCAGAAGCUGGAUAGAAGCUCUGAGUCGCAGCGCCGGUUACUGCAGGCUAAACCUACAUGGAUACGGCAGCUCGGCGGGCGGCCCGACGGCUCGCUGGCUGCCCGCUUCACACGAAGACCUCUUUAACUUUGAGAUAGACAGACUUUCACCCAUUGGUGUCCUUCACAAAGAUGAGGAGCCCGAAUGGGACAGACUGGAUGUCACAUCACGUUCAUCCCAGGACCAGGAUGGUUCCCAAGUUGCAGAAGAUACGGCGCGUGAGGACAGCUGCCCUCCGCCAGUCCUCGGCAGGCCAUGGCGUAAAGCUAGUCCUCCUGCCUUGCCUGAGGUUCUCCAUCCUGACCAGGACUUCCUGGAGCAUGAUGAUGAGGAGCUGGAGGGCAUAUGGAAUAACGCCAGAAGAGGCCACGUGGGGUUCCCUACGUUCACGUCUGAACCCAAACUCAUAAAAGCAGCAGAGCGGCCACGGCCGGCAAAGACUCCAGAAGUGGACAUUUCAAAAGCACCAGGUGGCCAGGUUCUUGCCCGCAUCAGCUCAAGUAGUCAAGGACUUAGUGAGGGACCAAGGCGCCUCGGAAUCCACCGAACCUGA